CAGCGAGAGAUGAGCACCGAGCAGGAAACUCCUGCUGAAGAAACCACUGAGUUCAAAGAAAUCUUCGUCAAACCGGAGGAAGCGAUGGAUGAUCAGCGCAGACUGCUGGAUUUCAGCCGGAUACCUCUGAUAAUCUUACACCGAAUAGAUCCCCGAAAGUAUUGGGAUUUUAAAGACGAGGCGGUUCACACUGAGCUCAGCAAGCAGGAGCAGAACUCCACUUUUGAUGAAGAGGAUCCCGAACCUCAGCAGAUAAAACAGGAACCAAAGGAACCAGAACCUCGGCAGAUAAAACAGGAGCAAAGAGAACCAGAAUCUCAGCAGAUAAAGCAAGAGCAAACAGAACCAGGACCUUUGCAGAUAAAACAGGAGAAAGAGGAAAGAGAUUAUGAACAGUUUAAAGAGGAAGAAAAGCAACUCUGCAUCAUUCAGGUUGAAAAGCAACUUGUGCCGAAACAGGAGACUGGCGACAUUUUAAUGACUCCUCCUAAUGUGCAGAGACCCCAAGAUGAUAUGGAACAAAACUGGAACCAACUCAUCUAUCAGGGCUCCCCUGAAGUUGAGAGUCGGGGUCAGGAAGGAACAAAUAACCCAGGAAAAGGGAGAGUAGAGCAGAAACAAAAUAAGAUAUGUGAGAAAAUCAAACAGCAGAAAGGUACUGCUGACAUUUCAAAUCAUAUAGCGAACAACAAAACUCACCAUGACCAGUAUUUUUAUUCUUGUAAAACUGGUUAUAGAAACUUUUCUCAAAAAUGGCACUUGUAUACACCCAUGAAAACACAUAAGGCUAAGAAGCCUUUCUCAUGUAUGAGCUGUGAAAAAACAUUCCCCAAUAGAAGCAGUUUAAUAAUUCACAUAAAAAGUCACACAGGUGAGAAACCUUUCACAUGUACAAUCUGUGGAAAGAGUUACAGGGAUAAAGGUAGUUUAACUUAUCACAUGAGAACUCACACAGGUGAGAAGCCUUUCACAUGUGUGAACUGUGGAAAAAGUUUUCGUCAUAAACAUGUUUUUAAAAUCCACAUGAGAGCUCACACUGGCGAGAAGCCUUUCACAUGUACAGCCUGUGGGAAGAGUUAUAGUGCUAAAUGUGUACUAACUUAUCACAUGCGAACUCACACAGGUGAGAAGCCAUUCACAUGUACGACUUGUCAGAAAAGCUUUAGUCAAAAAAGCCUUUUAACAGUUCAUAUUAGAACCCACACAGGCGAAAAGCCUUUCACAUGUAUGACUUGUCAGAAAAGCUUUAGUCAAAAAGGAAAUUUCAUCAUUCACAUGAGAACUCACACAGGUGAGAAGCCUUUCACUUGUACUAUUUGUGGAAAGAGUCACAUUGAUAAAAGUGGUUUAACUCAUCACAUGAGAACUCACACAGGCGAGAAACCGUUCACUUGUACAACCUGUGGAAAGAGUUACAUUGGAAGAAGGGGUUUAGCUUAUCACAUGAGAACUCACACAGGUGAGAAACCAUUCACAUGUACGGUCUGCGGAAAGAGUUACUGUGAAAGAAAGGGUUUAACUUAUCACAUGAGAGGUCACACUGGCGAGAACCCUUUCACAUGUACUGCUUGUGGAAAAAGUUACAGGGAUAAAAGUGGUCUAACUCAUCACAUGAGAACCCACACAGGUGAGAAACCUUUCACAUGUACGACUUGUCAGAAAAGUUUUAGUCAAAAACGCUUUUUAACAGUUCACAUUAGAACCCACACAGGCGAGAAGCCCUUCACAUGUACGACUUGUCAAAAAAGUUUUUGCCAAAAAGGAAAUUUAACUCUUCACAUGAGAACUCACACAGGUGAGAAGCCUUUCACAUGUACAACCUGUGGAAAGAGUUACAGUGAAAGGUGUUUAACUCAUCACAUGAGAACUCACACAGGCGAGAAGCCUUUCACAUGUACGACUUGUCAAAGAAGUUUUAGUCAAAAAGGGAAUUUAACUCGUCACAUGAGAGCUCACACAGGUGAGAAGCCUUUCACAUGUGCAAUUUGUGGAAAGAGUUACAGUGAUAAAAGUGGCUUAACUCAUCACAUGAGAACUCACACAGGAGAAAAGCCUUUGUCAUGUUAGACCUGUGAAAAAUGUUUUUCAAAAAAAAGCUAAUUUGACAAGAUGCAGGAAAUACACCGGGGACGUAGGCGCCGUGGCUUACAGGCGUAUUUUUAAAAGCAUAAAUUUGCAGCAGAUGCUGCAAAGUAAGCUCUACAGCUUUGUGUUCCUGCUCUGAAAAGAACUAUCGCCACAUGGAAGGAGCAUGUAGAAAGCGCGCCUUGGCCUUCUUUCUCCUAGUUGAAGUGUUGUGAGAGGAAAGACAAAGUGUUUAGCAUAAAUUAGUGUAUCUCAUCAAUCGGCAGCGUUAACAAGGUGACUUCUACCACCUUGUGCCCGAACUGAGACUUGACUUUCAGAAGUGAACUUUGACACAGGAUUCUGUUUUCCUAUUUAUUCCUUGCCAAACAGGAGCAUAUACGCGCUAGACUCAAACAACUGUAUUUAUUUUGUAUGCACAGAGUGCAAACAGAACGAAAUUUCGUUGCAUACAGCUUGUAAAUUGCAGUAAAAUUAAAUCUUACUGCAACUGUCUGAAAUUAGAACCUUAAUCUAAUUUAGGCGCUGCGUAGCGUAAUUACGCACGUAUUGUAUUUCUAGUGUACGUUAAUUGACUGAUUAACAUGAAAAGCUAACCUAAGCAUAGGACGCUCGUAUGCUGCUUUGCUGCACUUACGUGCCACAACGUGUCUGAUGUAUUUCUUCAUUUGCAGUGAUAGAGGAAGUUUAAAUUAUCGCACAAUAAGUCACACAUGAGUGGCCUUUUAUUUGUUAAACCUGUAAUGUUAUUAGAAGCAGUUCAACGUUCCCAUGAGAAUUUACACAGCUAAAAAAGCCAUUCUUCUGGAUGUUUUGUAUACUAAACUCAGGCAAGAAUUUUAAUAUAAUUGUUUUGAUUAAAAUAGUUUUAAUGAUUUUUCAAGUGAGGUAUUUCUUUCUGAAAGAACUAGAUGGAUUAAAAUGCUUUAAGUUUUAGAGUAGAGGUUGGCAAUCACCACAUUGAUGAGCUGUAUCUGAAAAAGAAUCCUUUUAAAGUCACUUUUCUGAUACUGGAUUUUUAAGUCUAGUCUGUUUGAUCCAAGUUCCUUGAUCUGCUUGGUUUUCCUGUAGCAAAAGCCUUGUGAAAUUAUUAGUUUGUAGAUAAAAUGAACGAAUGUUCGGUCAUUGAACACUUCCUCUCCUCUCGCACAACCGAACAAAUGCAAGGAAGAAACUUUGCUAAAUCUGCUUAGAUGUACAGAUGUAUUGCCACAGAUCUCUGUGCCUUUUUCUCUGCUUUUAUGCACAAGCCUAGAAAGUGACAAGCGGUCCGUGCAGCAAGCAAGGAGAUGGCAUUACGCUAGCAGACUUCUAGAUGGUAAUUUAGGCUGCUGAUAUCAUCAUGUUGUACAGAAAAUAAAUUGUCACGUUUUAUA
Fundulus heteroclitus (mummichog) is the source of this 3461-nucleotide messenger RNA. RefSeq names its product oocyte zinc finger protein XlCOF6-like. The transcript has 2 exons. The record is from RefSeq and is a predicted model, not a curated record. NCBI's taxonomy places the organism in Eukaryota, Metazoa, Chordata, Actinopteri, Cyprinodontiformes, Fundulidae. Gene Ontology annotation, biological process: regulation of transcription by RNA polymerase II. The coding region runs from base 10 to 2067 and encodes 685 amino acids. Gene Ontology annotation, cellular component: nucleus. Gene Ontology annotation, molecular function: DNA-binding transcription factor activity, RNA polymerase II-specific; RNA polymerase II transcription regulatory region sequence-specific DNA binding.